UUAACCGCGUCGUCAUUGUCAACGACAGGCACCGUUGGCCCCUCUCUCUCUCUCUCAUUUCUUGCCGACGACGAUCGCUCUAUUUUCUUAUCGAUUUGUCAUCGGGAUCUCCCUUCGUGAUUGGAAUUCUCCCAGAUUUCCUCCCUGAAGAUCGAUCCAGCUACCAGAGGAGCCAUGAAUCCCGAAUAUGACUAUCUGUUCAAGCUUUUGCUCAUCGGUGAUUCUGGUGUAGGGAAAUCAUGCCUGCUUCUGAGAUUUGCUGAUGAUUCCUACCUGGAUAGCUAUAUCAGUACCAUUGGUGUUGAUUUCAAAAUCCGCACGGUUGAACAGGAUGGAAAGACCAUCAAACUCCAGAUCUGGGAUACAGCAGGCCAAGAACGUUUCAGGACAAUCACUAGUAGCUACUACCGUGGAGCUCACGGGAUCAUCGUUGUUUAUGAUGUCACAGACCAGGAGAGCUUUAACAACGUCAAACAAUGGCUAAAUGAAAUCGACCGAUACGCUAGUGAGAAUGUGAAUAAGCUACUGGUUGGGAACAAGUGCGAUCUAACUUCACAGAAAGUUGUAUCUACCGAGACGGCUAAGGCUUUUGCGGAUGAACUAGGUAUCCCCUUCUUGGAAACGAGUGCAAAGAAUGCAACAAACGUUGAGGAGGCUUUCAUGGCUAUGACUGCUGCCAUCAAGACCAGGAUGGCGAAGCAACCGGGAGGGAACGUGAAGCCACCGACGGUGCAGAUAAGGGGACAGCCAGUGAACAAUCAAUCUGGUUGCUGUUCCUCUUGAAAAGCUUCUUCGCCCUCAGUCUGCCCUCUCCUCUCUCUCUCCAUUCCGUUUGCUGAAUGUAACAAAACAUCUUUUGACUGUUUUGGUUGGAACAUCGUAUGGUUCCUUCCCUUCUACUUGACCCAACAGUAAGAUAUCAUUUCAUUCUUGUUUAUUCUUUUUCAUCACCAUAAUAAUACUCUUUUUGUCAA
Tarenaya hassleriana is the source of this 974-nucleotide messenger RNA. Its product is annotated as ras-related protein RABD2c-like. The coding region runs from base 175 to 783 and encodes 202 amino acids. Lineage: Eukaryota; Viridiplantae; Streptophyta; Magnoliopsida; Brassicales; Cleomaceae. Gene Ontology annotation, molecular function: GTP binding; GTPase activity. The record is from RefSeq and is a predicted model, not a curated record. The transcript is spliced from 9 exons.